AUGGCGGACGGCUGGAGCCCUGAUACUGGCGAGGCAGUUUAUCGUUCCCGGGACGCUGUCAAAAACCUGAAAAUAAGAGUACGGAUCCAGCGUGUCACCUCCACAGCAGUCCUCUCACAACAGCACCAAGUGUCGGGGCAGCAGGAGAGAGGUGUCAUUGAGCUUGAUACCUUAAACAGCCAGGCCCGAUCAGAAGGGGGCCAUGGUGAUGAUGAGGAGGAGCAGGUAGUUGGCUGGCAGGAUAAACUGUUCAGUGAGUUUGAGGUGGAUUUCUUCCGGAUGGAGUCAGUAUGUCAGACCCCGUUGGAUCGACAGUACCACAGUGAGAUUAUGGCUCUGGAGCGGACCGGAGGAAGACGUAACCGCCGAAUAUUCACCUACACCGACUACGACCGCUUCACCAACUUGGAAGAGCAGCACUAUCAGAGUCUGAUGACCCCAUUCAAGGCCACCCCCACCUUCUUGGCAGAGAGGAUGGCAAACAUUAGGCACAGAAGACAGGAGAGACACCCAGUGGAAGGGAGUGUGCCCAAGUCUCGGCUGAUCACCUGGGAGCCGUCAGAGGAGUUCAUCAAGAACAGUCAUGUGAUCAACACACCUGUGCAGACCAUGCACAUCAUGGGAGACCUGGGGCCUUCUGGGAGACUGGGUCAGAAGGAAAAUGAGUAUGUGCUGUGCACUGUGAAAGUCGACAGUAGUGGAGUCAUCACAGUCAAACCAGACUUCAGCAACACUGAAGGUCCCUACAGGCUGGAGACAGACGGGGAGAAGCGAGAGGUGUGGCGGCUCACGUUGGAGAAUGUGUCUGCCGGCAUCAGCCUGGAAGAGAAAGAGCGGGAGCAACGUGUGUACAGAGACCUCUACGUCCGCCACAAAGACUACCUCAGAAGUCUGGUGGGCCAAGACUUUGAAAUGCCUCCCCCUGGGAUUCUACGCAUGCUGGUGAAUGGAGAGAUUGUGUCAGCCAAGGGGUAUGAGUAUGACGACCUAUACAUUCACUUCUUCCUGGAGUUACCCAACAACUGGUCAAGCCUGCCAUUCCAGUCUCUCUCUGGGGUUACGCAGACAUGCCGCACUCGCACGCUGGGCAAGGACAAUGUUGCUUUCUUCUCUUACCCGUUCAGUUUUGAGGCAUUCUUCAGGAAAGAAGAUGAGACAGAAGAGUCCCUGCCCCAGUGGCCAGUUCUGUACUUUGAGGUUCUUUCCUUGGACAUUUGGCAGCGUUACAGGACCGAAGGCUACGGAUAUCUGGUCAUUCCUGCAACUCCUGGCUGCCACACGCUGACCUGCAGCACAUGGAGGCCUCAGCAGUGCGGGACAGUGGCGGAGCUGCGCCGCUUCUUCAUCGGCGGGGCCCCCGAGCUUGAAGACAGCAGCUACGUCCGGGUGCCCGGGACCUUCAAGGGGGACCGUCUCAGUCGCUUUGGCUUCCGAACAGAGACCACGGGAAGCGUAACCUUCACUCUCCACUGUAUUCAGCAUGCCAGGGCUUUUGUUGAUGCCAGCACCCUGAAGAGGAGGAGGCAGACUGUCCUGGACAAGCUAGGUGGCUUCAGCCAGCAAGGAUCUGUUUACAAUGUGUUAGAUGCUUUCCAGAGGGCACGGAGGCGAAUGCAGGAGGCCAGAGAGAGCCUUCCCCGAGACCUCAUCAAUACCUCUGCAUCGCUGGCCCCCGAGUCCACAGCGUAGGCCCUCCAACAAACCUGCCGUGUGCUACUCCCUUACCGCCUGGUGCCUUAAGCCCUCUGGCCUUCAUCCCCAUUCAGAUUAGAUAAUGCUUUUGAAAUGCAUCCAUACCACUGUCCUAGUGUU
Megalops cyprinoides (Indo-Pacific tarpon) is the source of this 1812-nucleotide messenger RNA. It is a transcript of the gene mks1, whose product is annotated as MKS transition zone complex subunit 1. The transcript has 18 exons. NCBI's taxonomy places the organism in Eukaryota, Metazoa, Chordata, Actinopteri, Elopiformes, Megalopidae. Gene Ontology annotation, cellular component: MKS complex. Gene Ontology annotation, biological process: cilium assembly. Bases 1 to 1689 code for a protein of 562 amino acids. The record is from RefSeq and is a predicted model, not a curated record.